AUGGCAGUACCACCGGCAUCAAGAGUGGUACUUUCGUUCCGAUUAUUCUACCCUCUCCUCCUCCUCCUCCUCUCAUCCUUUCUCCUCGAAGCCGAAGCAAACUUUAGAUAUCCGAGGGCAGCAGAUGCCCUCAGAAGCUCUAAGCGGCUUUCGGCUUUCGGAGGGCGUGAUCGUAAUAUGACCGAGCCCCUUCCGCGUGGUUUUAAGACAUAUUUUUACACACAACCCUUCGACCACGGCAACUUCGAGCCUGAUGGCUACGGAACUUUCAAACAAAAGUUCGUGAUGAACCGUGAAUAUUGGGCCGGACACAAUAGCACCGCCCCAAUGAUAUUUUACUUCGGUUCCGAGGGCAAACUCGACACACAAGAUCCUGGCUUUGUUCUCGACUUGUGUAAAAAUUUGUCCUCCAUCUUGUUAGCUGCGUGGUUUCGGCUCAAGUAUCCACAUAUAGCUGCGGUUGCCAUAGCCUCAUCGGCCCCCAUUUAUUAUUUCGACAAGAACAUGAAUUCACAUGCAUACGACCAGGUUAUAACCGAAGACUUUAAGAAUGUUAGCAACCAUUGUUACCGAACCAUUCGGAAAUCCUGGUCCAAAAUUGACGAAAUAGCAUCCGAGCCCGAUGGCCUCGCCAAUCUCACCCAAAAAUUCAAGACUUGCGUGCAAUUGAAUAAGAGUAGUGAGCUCAAAGGAUUCCUCGUGUCAAUGUACUCGUACGCAGCUCAAUAUAACGAUCCGCCAAAUCCGGCAGUCAAUAGGAUUUGUAAAGGUAUAGAUGAUGCCUCUAAGAAGACAAACGACGUGCUCGACCAAGUUUAUGAGGGCAUCGUCUCUUACUUUGGGAAUCUAACGUGCUACGACAUGAACCAUUUCGAUGCUCCAUCCGAAACCAACGAUGGAUGGAGUUGGCAAACAUGUUCCGCGCUCAUGAUGCACAUCGGGCAAGGUGGGAAAGGGAGUUUGUUCGAAGGGAACCAACCUUACAAACUGGGGCUGCAGAAGAGACGGUGCAUGAAAAUGUUUAAUGUCACGUCUAGGCCUUACAUGAUCUCGACUCAGUAUGGAGGCCUCAAUCUUAAGUUGGCUCUAAAGCAAUUUGGGAGCAACCUUGUUUUCACUAAUGGCCUGAAAGACCCGUACAGUCGUGCUGGGGUUUUGGAAGACAUUAACGAGAGUAUCGUUGCUAUAACUACUCAAAACGGUUCGCAUGCUCUCGACAUGGUUGCACCAACCGAGUCUGACCCAAGUUGGCUCGUUGACCAAAGGAACAAAGUGGUUCAGACAGUACAAAAAUGGCUCGAUCAGUACUAUGCUGAUCUCACCGAAUAUUUGAAGAAUAAUUAGAGCAAGGACAAGAAAUAUCGCGUCUUUAGCUUCCAAGGAGUCGGGCCAUCUAUGCAAGAAUAUAAUGAAAACUAUGUUGUAAUAGAAUUUACAAUAAAAUAACAACAAUAAUAGUGAUAGUACUAUAUAAGUUGAAUAAGUCCCACGAGGAUAAUAUAAUGUUGGUGUGUACGUAGUGAUAUUCUUAUUAUAGUAUUAAUGUGAUGGAUGUAGUAAUUUAGUUGCAUGCAUAAUAAGUAUUUGGUGUGUAUUGAGUGAUGAUAUAUAUAGAAGCAAUGAAGUGAUUGUCUUUGUAUUUGUAAUUUGUAAUAUUGAUUAUUAAUGGAAUAAAUAUAGUGUUUCGUUUAUAA
Striga asiatica is the source of this 1694-nucleotide messenger RNA. The record is from the annotation of a GenBank genome assembly. NCBI's taxonomy places the organism in Eukaryota, Viridiplantae, Streptophyta, Magnoliopsida, Lamiales, Orobanchaceae.